This is a messenger RNA of Eublepharis macularius, 945 nucleotides long. RefSeq names its product olfactory receptor 9I1-like. Lineage: Eukaryota; Metazoa; Chordata; Lepidosauria; Squamata; Eublepharidae. Gene Ontology annotation, biological process: G protein-coupled receptor signaling pathway. The record is from RefSeq and is a predicted model, not a curated record. The transcript has a single exon. Gene Ontology annotation, molecular function: G protein-coupled receptor activity; olfactory receptor activity. Gene Ontology annotation, cellular component: membrane. The coding region runs from base 1 to 945 and encodes 314 amino acids.
AUGAAGGCUGAGAACUUGACUUCUGUCACAGAGUUCAUCUUGAUGGGACUUUCCAGCCACCACAAGACACAGAUUCUGCUCUUUGUGAUAAUUUUCCUUGUCUACUUGCUGACCGUUCUGGGGAACUUGACAGUUAUCCUGCUAGUGCAGGCUGACACACACCUCCAAACACCCAUGUACUACUUCUUAACCCACCUCUCAGGCCUGGAGAUUUGUUACAUCACCACCACUUUGCCCCAGGUGUUGACUCACCUCAUGGCUGGAAAUGGAGCCAUUUCUUUCCUCCGUUGUGCAAUCCAGAUGCACAUGCUAUCCUCCCUGGGUGGCACCGAAUGCUUUCUGCUGGGCGUCAUGGCCUAUGACCGCUACUUGGCCAUCUGCCAUCCCCUCCUCUAUACCAUUGCCAUGGGUAGAUGGCGCCAAUUGCAGCUCGCCUUAGCUUCAUGGGUGAGCGGCUUCCUCUGCUCUACCAUAAAUGCCAGUUGUACCUUUAGCUACCCCUAUUGUGGUCCGAACCACAUCAACCACUUUGUCUGUGAACUGCCGGUGGUUCUGAAACUUGCGUGUGCUGACACCAGUGUCACAGAAAUUGUCAUUUCUGGCACAUCUGCGCUGAUCGUCCUGGGUUCCCUCUCUGUGAUCCUGACGUCUUAUGGGCUCAUUCUGUCCUCUGUGUUAAAAAUGCAGUCAGUCGCUGGGAUGCGCAAAGCCUUCUCCACUUGCGCUUCCCACCUGGCAGUGGUCACCUUGUUUUAUGGCACUGUCAUCACCAUGUACUUGAGACCUGGGUUGGGCUCGGGUUCGGAUUUUGACAAGAAAAUUGCAGUCUUCUACAUUAUGGUCACUCCUCUGCUCAACCCUAUCAUUUACUGCUUGCGGAAUAAGGACAUCCAUGCGGCAGUGGCCAAGGUGCUGCAAAGACUAGUUUUUCUACAGAAAAGGUGA